AUGAAUGUAAUUAAGGGUAUAAUAAUAUAUUAUUGUUUAAUUUCUUUGGGUGAAUCUUCAAAUAUACCUAGAAAUGUCCCAGACAAAAUAUUGAAUAAAAGUUUAACAGAUACUUUGAAUUAUAAUUUUAAUUUAGAUGAUGUUAUGGGUAUAUUUGAUAAAAUCUUCAAGAACAAUGUUGAUGACUUUAAAAUAGAAGAAAAUAAUGAUAUAAAGAAUUUGGAAUUUAGGAAAUAUUCAUUUAAUGAACACAAUUAUGAUUUACUAUACGAAUCUUUUAGAGAUUAUUGUCUUAACGAAGUUGUGAAUAAUGAAAAUUGCAUAAAAUUUUUAGACGUGGACAAUAUUCUCAAUGUAUUUCAUGAUAUAGAUAGCGUUUUUCAUUCUCGAUUUUAUAAAGAGAUUAAAGAAGUAAAAAGUUACAUUUUUGAAAUUAUAAAAUUGUUAAAUAAAAGUGAUGAUCUUAGUGUUAAAAUAAAGACGACAUUUGAUGGAAUUAAAAGUAAGAAAAAUAUGCUUCUUAAAACAUUGGAUGAACGAUUUAACACAGCUGUUCCUAUAAUUAGCUAUUUUGAAGGCAUGACCUAUAAUUUAACAAAAGAAAAUAAUAAUAUAAAUUUUUAUGAAAUGAUGGUACAAUAUGGUAAUGAUUUAAAUAGUGCUGUAAAAAAUGCACUAGUAGAAUAUGUAUAUACUUAUAGAGAAGUAAAAAAUUUUCAGAAAAAAUUAGAAAAAUAUAUAGAAAAGAAUGCAAAAAUAUUAUCUAAAAUGCAUAGAAAAAUAGUAUUGAGCAUAUUUUAUAUGAUUGCAGAUAUGAAUAAAACUACUGAAAAAAUUGAGAAUUUAGUUAAUAAAAAAGUAGAAGAAUAUGAAGAAUGGAUAAAUAACGAAAAUGUGAAUUUUAGUAGAAUGAUAAGUAAUUUAAAAUAUAAUGUUGAUUUUAAUAUAGAUGAUAUAAAUAGUAUUAUUGAUACAUCAAAAGAAAAUUUAUUAAAAAAUAAUAUUGAUUUUAUUAAUAUGAGUGAAUAUGUCACAUUUCACAGUCCAAAUAAAACUAUCAAUUCUAUUAUACAUUUCUUAAAUAAUAAAUAUUCAAAAAAUGUUCAUAUUAUAUUUUUAUAUAAUGAAGAAUAUAUUAAUUUGAAUUUUAAUAUGAAAGAAGAAAAAUCAGAGGAACCAUCAUCCAAAAUUGAUUUAAAACUUAUGAAUAAAUCGAAUUUUGAUCAUUUAGAUUAUAUAGAAACAACAAAAUAUGAAAAUAUCUUAACUUCCAUGAAAAAAGAAAAUCAUUCUUAUUUUCAUUUGGAGAAAGGAGAUAUUAAUAACCUUAUUGAUGAUCUUUUUGUCAAAUAUGAUGAUAAUAAUAAUAAUAGUCCAUGGAUAAAAGAAAAAUCAAUGGAUGUUAAAGAAGGUGCAAAAGAAGGAUAUACUGAUCUAAAUGAUGAAAUUACCAAAUAUACAGAAAAAAUGGAAAAAAAAAUUGAUAAUGUUACAGACGAUUAUAUAUUUAAACCUACUAUAAAAAGUUAUAUAGAAGGUGUGAAAAAUCUUUUUGGAAAUGCUAUUUUUCAGUUUAAUAAAUAUAUUUAUACCUUUGAUAAAAACUAUGAAGAUACAAGUGUAAAUAAUGAAACCGGUGAUCAAAUUGUUAAUAUGAGUAAUAAAUUAGAGAAAGAUGUAUAUCCUGAAGAUAUAGAAGAGGGUGAAGAAAUAAUUGACGAUGAAAAUAUAGAGGAUGAAGAAAAUAAUUAUAAAGGGGAUAAUAAAAAUGUACAAGAAAAGGAAUUAACAGAAGCUAAAGUGGAUAAAAAAGGAAAUAUUGAUGGCCAAAUUGAGGGUAUGAAAGAAAAUAAAGAAAGAACUGAUGAGGUGAAGGAUGGAGAUAAAAAUGAUGUGAAAGAUAAAGAUAAAAAUGAUGUGAAAGAUAAAGAUAAAAAUGAUGUAAAGGAAGAAGAUAAAAAUGAUGUAAAGGAAGAAGAUAAAAAUGAUGUAAAGGAAGAAGAUAAAAAUGAUGUAAAUGAUGAAGAUAAAAAUGAUGUAAAUGAUGAAGAUAAAAAUGAUGUAAAUGAUGAAGAUAAAAAUGAUGUAAAGGAAGAAGAUAAAAAUGAUGUAAAUGAUGAAGAUAAAAAUGAUGUGAAAGAUGAAGACAAAAGUGAUGUAACAGAUGAAGAUAAAAAUGAUGUGAAAGAUGAAGACAAAAGUGAUGUAACAGAUGAAGAUAAAAAUGAUGUAAAAGAUGAAGAUAAAAAUGAUGUAAAAGAUGAAGAUGAUAAAGAAGAUAAAAAUGAUGUAAAAGAUGAAGAUAAAAAUGAUGUAAAAGAUGAAGAUAAAAAUGAUGUAAAAGAUGAAGAUAAAAAUGAUUUAAAAGAUGAAGACAAAAGUGAUGUGAAAGAUGAAAAUAAAAAUGACGACAAAAGUGAUGUGAAAGAUGAAAAUAAAAAUGACGACAAAAGUGAUGUAAAAGAUGAAGAUAAAAAUGAAAAUAAAAAUGACGACAAAAGUGAUGUAAAAGAUGAGGACAAAAAUGAUGAGCCAACUAUAACAUCAAUUGAAGAAUCAAUUAAAUUAUUAAAUGAAAAAAAAAAAUCUAAUAAAAUAAAACUAAGCAAUACAGUUGAUGAUAUAAAUGAAUUUGAGAAUGAAUUUCAAAGUACAUACGAAAAUGAUUAUGAAAAUGAAUAUGAAAAUGAAUUUGAAGAUGAAUAUAAAAUGUUGUGUGAAAAUAAUUGUGACGGCUCAAAUGAAAAUAAAAAUAAUGUGUUAUCCAUAUUUGAAAGUUCAAAUUUAAAAUAUUUAUGGAGGAUACCUAUAAUAAAUAAUUUAUAUAAUUCAUGUUGUAAGGAUAAACUAGAAAAUGAUAAUAAUGAGAAUAUACAAAAUAUUAACGUAUUCGAAGUUGAUGAAGAAGAAAUUUUAAAAAUAUAUGAUAAUAUGGAUUCAAUAAAAUAUGAAGAUGUUACCAGAUGGAUUAAGGAUAAUAUAUUAUAUGCAGUACCAGAUAUGAAUUAUAUUUUGGGAGCAUUAAAAUCACAAAAGCGAUAUAUGAAUAACGUAAGUAGUACUAGAAUUGGAGGUACAGAUAGUAAUAGUAUUCAUCAGAAUUAUUUUUAUGAUUCAUUUUAUGGACGUGAUUAUUUAAUUAUGAAAUCGAAAGGAGUUCAUGUAGAGACAUUUUUAUAUCCUUAUUUUGAGACAUUAAAUAUGGAAUUAAAUGAAGCUGGAAUUUGUCCAUGGGGAAAUUAUUAUUCUUGUAUGGAAAAAUAUGUAAAAGAACAUAUAAAGAAUAAAAUGGUUGAUGAUAAAAUAUUAUUUGUAUAUAUAGGAACUUUUAAAGAAGAAAUAUUUAAAUUAUCAAGAUCAAAAACAUUAGAUGAUUUAAAGAAAAUACAUUUAAAACAAUUUUUGGAUAAUGAAAAAGAAUAUGAUUUUUUUAAUAAUUUUAUGAUAAAAAAAUAUAAUGAAGAAUAUAAUUUCUUUGAAAAUUUAAAAACACAUAUAGUAUAUCAUUCAAGAUAUAAACAUUUAUUAAUGUAUGGUAUUGAUUUCAAUUUUCAUGUUUCCUAUUUCUUAAAAGGAGAUAUUCAAUUUUUACCCUUAUCCUAUUAUUACGACUCCAUAAUUUAUUUCAAAGUUAUUUUUGCUACAUCAAAAUAUGGAUAUCAUGAAAUAGUACCAAUUGAUGAUGAUAUAAUAAAAUUUGGAUUAUUACUUUCUUUAGAUAAUAAAAAUAAAAAUGUACACUAUUUAAUUUCUUCAGAAGUCAAGCAAGAUACAAAUUAUGAUUUAAUGAAAAAUAAAAUAGGAGUAAUUAAAAUUUAUGAAGUCUCAUAUGAAAUGCUCAACAUGCAAUUAAUUAACAACAAAUAUAAAGUCAAUGUAACCAAAAAUAUGAGAAUUAUUUUAGAAAAAGAAGUUAUAUUUAAUAAUAACGAAAAAAAACUUCUUGAUUAUAUUGAUUCUUUUUAUGAUAUUAUGAAUAAAAUAAUGAAAAAUAAUAUGAACUUGGAAUUAUAUGGAAAAACUUUUUUUGUUCAUGUUCAAAGGGUUUAA
Messenger RNA from Plasmodium adleri (nom. inval.), 4050 nucleotides. RefSeq names its product conserved Plasmodium protein, unknown function. The record is from RefSeq and is a predicted model, not a curated record. Lineage: Eukaryota; Apicomplexa; Aconoidasida; Haemosporida; Plasmodiidae. The transcript has 3 exons. Bases 1 to 4050 code for a protein of 1349 amino acids.